Molecule: messenger RNA, 540 nt
Organism: Rhinichthys klamathensis goyatoka
Lineage: Eukaryota; Metazoa; Chordata; Actinopteri; Cypriniformes; Leuciscidae
Product: cornifelin-like
Exons: 4
Coding region: 171-515 (114 amino acids)
Cellular component (GO): cornified envelope
Source: RefSeq, a predicted model, not a curated record
AUGCGUGAAUCGGAAACGAUGCAUACGAGAGUAGCAAGCGUGGUGUGUUGGUUUGUGUCACAACUUCCUUUUCAGCUGCAAGCUGAUCAAGAGGCUCAGAAGAACACGAGGAAGAAAACAUCUCGAGCCAUUCUCUCGGCUUCCUUGCUGGACUGCUCGUUUUGAUUGACAUGUCAAACCCAGUCAUCACUCAGCCUGGUGCUGGCUCUUAUGGUACAAAUGUGCAGACUGGAGAGUGGAGCACUGGUCUUUGUUCUUGCUGCAGUGACCUACUUGUCUGUGCUCUUGGCUGUGUCUGUCCAAUAGCCCUCAGCUGUUACACAGCACACAAGUAUGGUGAGAAUGUAUGUCUCUCAUGUGUACCUGGAGGAAUGGCUGCAAUGAGGACACACAUGCGUCUAACCUAUGGAAUACAGGGCACAAUAUGCAAUGAUGCUUUGAUGACCUGUUGCUGUGGAAUAUUUGAAACAUGUCGAAUGACCAGAGAAAUUCGUAUCAGGAAUGGAGAGACCUAGUGACUGUCAUUACUGUUUCAGUUUU